This is a messenger RNA of Megachile rotundata (alfalfa leafcutting bee), 3190 nucleotides long. RefSeq names its product exonuclease mut-7 homolog (gene Nbr). Gene Ontology annotation, biological process: nucleobase-containing compound metabolic process. Gene Ontology annotation, molecular function: 3'-5' exonuclease activity; nucleic acid binding. The record is from RefSeq and is a predicted model, not a curated record. NCBI's taxonomy places the organism in Eukaryota, Metazoa, Arthropoda, Insecta, Hymenoptera, Megachilidae.
UCACACUCAGUAUCGAUAGUACCGAAUUGUCUUUUCCCUUUACAAUAAAUUAUUUCGUCAAAUGUACUUUAUAGUGUUCGUGGUCACGAAACGAUAGGUUGAUGUUUAAGCAAAAACGUUAUUCACACUGUCGGUUCUAUUGUUCCCAAGUUUUAACGACUUAAUAUUCCACAAAGUAUAAAUUCUAUAUGUUUUUACGGUUAUAUAUUGUUUGGCAUAUAAUACUUUGAACAAUGACAACCGAAAUACAAAAAAGUGACAAUUCCUUUGCGGAUGAUUUAACAUUUUUCUCGUUAAUAGAUGAUACCACGAGAGAAUGGCUUCAUUCUCUAAAUCACAUAUGGCAGUUGUGGAAGAAAUGUGAUAGUGUAACAAAAACAUUGAUAGAAUAUUUUGAAAGUGCACCAAACCCAUAUUUAAGCACGAUACGAAUAUUAGUAAAUACUUCAGACUUUAAGCAUAUGAAACCAAAUUCAUCGUUAGCAUUUACAGUAAUUGAAGAAUAUACAAAAUGGCUAGAACCACGAAGAGAUAUGUACGAACAUUUUUUAGAGUUGGACUUAAAAUUAGCAACAUUUCGAUUAAUCACUACACAAAAUAAUAUGCAGUUCAUUAAAAUGGUUGCAAUUACAUAUGAUUUUAUUAGCCACAAUGUGGAAUUUCUUAGUAUAAUACAGAAAAUGAUUGAUGAACAAAAGUAUAAAGAAGCUGCACAGUAUGUAAUUAUGUUGCAAUUACAAGAUCGUUUUACAAAUCCAGAAACACUAUUAUUACCUCUAACAUUACAAAAUAAGUUAAUAAUAGUAGAAGAACUACUGGCUAAUUGUCCAGAAAUGCAAAAGGCUUUGGUCACAUAUCUGGAUAACCUAAUUGGACCUGAUGUUCAUAUGCAUGUCAUAUUAGAUGAAUUAAUUAAAAGAAAAAACAUCCAACAUGUAAACAUGUCGACAACACAAAUUAAACCAAUGACGAAGCUGAUUGCACGUUUAGUUAAAUUGUACAACCUUCCACCUGAAUUUUGUCCAAAUUUAAAUAGAAAAAGGUGUGAAGGGGCUCUACAAUUUUUAAUACAUAAAAGAUAUGUGGAUGGUAGUUUAAGUACACCAAGUUGGAGGGAGAUGGUUCAAGAAACUAUAGGAAAUGAUAUUAAAUUACAGCUUCAUAUGAUAAGAUUAUUAAUUCAUGCACAAGAUACAAAAGAAGGCUUGUAUUGGGCAAAAGAAUUUAACAUACCUAAAGAGCAAUGGCCAUGGGCAAUUGUGUAUGAAGAAGAACAUGUUGAACCUGAAGGAAUAAAUGAAGGAGCAUCGACUAGUAGAAGUGAAAUAAGCAACAGUGAAGAUAAUACGGAUACUACAAAUUGUCAUGAACUAAGAUUGUCAAAAGAUUCUAUUAAAAUAAUAGAUAACGCACGAAGUUUCGAAGAAUUUCUUGACACUGGAUUAAAAAGUGUCUUUAUUGUUGGUAUCGAUUCAGAAUGGAAGCCUUGUUUUGGCACAAAGCAAACUGAGAUAGCUUUAAUACAAAUAGCUACAGAAACUAAUGUAUACAUCUUGGAUGUAACAACAAUGGGAAAUAAGUCACCGGAAUUAUGGACCGAAUUGGCUCUAACUUUAUUUGAGAACAAGAAUAUUUUAAAACUGGGAUUUGGUAUAGCUCAGGAUAUGUCGGUUAUGCGGGAGAGCCUACCUGCAUUGUCAAAAAUAAAAACACAUGGGCAAGGUUAUGUAGAUAUUGUUCAUUUGUGGCAGAUAUUAGUGAAUGAUUAUAAAUUUGUCUUCCCUCAUGAAAGUAAUGACCAUUGCACCAAACAAAGUUUGAGUAAACUUGUAGAACUUUGUCUUGGACAAAAAUUAAAUAAAUCUGAUCAGUUUUCUAAUUGGGAACAAAGACCUUUACGGAGUGGUCAAAUUACAUAUGCUGCAUUAGACGCAUAUUGCCUGUUGGAAAUAUAUGGAGUUUUAGAGAAGCAGUGUGAACGUUUAGAUAUACCGUUUCUUGAAAUUUGUACAGAAAUACAACAUAUUCCGCAUCGCUCGCCGAAACGAAAUACAAAAAAAGCUACGCCUAAUCAAACAAGCACCAAGCCAGCAAGAAGCGAAAAUUUUCAACAGCCGAGGCAUCAAAAUAAACAGGAAUAUCCAAAUAGACCGAUACGCUCAAACAAUCCAAGGCAUCCAAAUACAGCAAAUGGUCCAGUAGCACAUUUAAGGAAUCAACAAUUUGCAAAUAAACCGAAUCACAUAAGGAGAGAAAAUUCCAUGAUAGAAACGUCACAAAAUCAAAUCAAGAUAAAUGAGUUUCAGGUGCCGGCACAUAAGUGGCGUGUUGUGUGUGAUUCCAUGUUAGGUGGAUUAACCAGUAAGUUAAGAAUGUGUGGAUGUGAUUGCGCUCACGUAGGUUUUGAUCAAAAUGGAGAACGAUCUUUAAAAAUAGCUGUAAACGAAAACCGGGUACUUCUGACUCGUAACAAGAAUUAUUUACAGUUUUCAAAAUAUCUAAAACCGAAUAGAUAUUACUUGGUAAUAGCCGAUCGUCCCGACGAUCAGUUACGGGAGGUAUUGGAAUAUUUUAGGGUUCUUGUUACGCAGAGAGACGUUUUCAGUCGGUGCCAAAUUUGUAACAGUGAUGAGUUUGCUAAAGUUCCCAAGUCUGUAAUGGAUAAACUUGUCAAAAACUUUGUUAAAAUAACUCGUGAGAAUAAUUAUCGUAUACUUGCAAGUACAGCAAAUGACAGUAGUGUACAAGAUAAUUAUUAUGCAAACAAUGCUUUGCAAUGCGAGGAUCGUACAUGGAUAUUGAGUACGAACACUGUGCUCAUUGACUCGUGUUUAACAAGAUACUUAAAACAAAUACAAAUUAAUAAAAUACCAAUAAAUGUAUUAAGAAAUGUACAAGUUUAUUAUGUAUGCGAAAACUGUGGACAGGUUUAUUGGAAUGGAAGUCAUAUAGAACGCACGCUGAAACACACUAUCAAAGAUAUUAUUUCCAAAUGAAUGUUGGUUACCAUUAAACAUAACACGGUGUCAAAGCAGUGUUAACACGCUGCAAGCACAAAUCAAAAUUACCUUUAUUUAUUUAAUGUUGUCAGUAAGGACUGUUCCUACAAUAUGCUAUGUUAAACCAGUACAUACUUAGAAAUUUAAGAACUUUUCUAAUAUCUUUAAAGACUUACAUAAUCCUAAAAAAA